This is a messenger RNA of Chironomus riparius, 593 nucleotides long. NCBI's taxonomy places the organism in Eukaryota, Metazoa, Arthropoda, Insecta, Diptera, Chironomidae. The record is from the annotation of a GenBank genome assembly.
CUACAGAUAUCAUUAAGCACUUCAUGAAUAUAAAAACCUCAAUCAUUUCGCAAUUACCACGUCAAAUUAGUUCAAUCAUUCAUUUAUUCAACAUGUGCCUAAGUUGUUGUAUUUGCAUUUCAAAAAUUUGUGAAAAUCAAGACACAGUUUCACUUCCGUGUGGUCACUUGUUCCAUAAAAAAUGUGCAAUGGACUGGUAUCAAGGUGGAUUGCAUAACAAAUGUGCUUAUUGCCGUCGUAGUUUUGAUUCUAAGGAUAUAAGGGAACACUCUUUAACUAUUGUUGACUGCACAAUGACGAGAAAAUAUAGGGAAAGGAUUAAUAAGCUAAAGAUGGAGGAUCAGUCAAAGUCUAGCCAAACUCAACAAAUUCGAUUGAAUGAGCAGUUGAAGCAGGAGAACUUUCAUAUACAUAGAUCUUUUCAUGAUUCUCAGGAUCUGAACUUUGGACUGCUGGUCCUAGCAAGUGAGAUCUUAGAGUUUACAGUUGAUGAGCUGAAAAGCAUGGAUACAUACUCUGAAACCCAUGAUGAAAUCUUUAAAUCAUUUUGGAGCCAACUUACUCAGUAUAUUGACACUUAUAAUCAAUUGUAA